AUGUCCGAAGUCCCUGAGAGCCAGCCCGUGAAAUUCACCAUCACUCACUAUCGCCAACAACAACACACGCACGAGGCAUUUAUCAACUGGAUCGUCCAAGAGCACCUACCUCUCGCUCUACCUGUCUUUAAAAAACAUGGGAUCAUAGAAUACAGCCUAUUCGUUACGCCGCCUUCUCUCAACAAUGCACUCAAGCAAGAUAUUGAAGGGUUCCGGCCCACCUGGGACUUUGCUCAGUUCGACUGCUUUAUCGAAUACACGCUUCCGAAUGUGGAGACCAUCAUGAAGGUUAUGACAGAUCCGGAUUGGCAGGUAGCAGUGCAGGACCAGGAUAAGUGGGUAGAUAUUCCCAAGGCGCUGGUUUCGGUAGGUUACAGCACUGGGAAUCUACUGAAUAAGAAUCGUGAGAUUUCAUUAUCCGAUUACAUGAAAAGGCGAGAGUGA
Molecule: messenger RNA, 444 nt
Organism: Penicillium odoratum
Lineage: Eukaryota; Fungi; Ascomycota; Eurotiomycetes; Eurotiales; Aspergillaceae
Product: EthD domain-containing protein
Exons: 2
Coding region: 1-444 (147 amino acids)
Molecular function (GO): oxidoreductase activity
Source: RefSeq, a predicted model, not a curated record